CCGGCAGACGCCACAAACAAGCUUGAAAGAAUCGGCGGCAGACAGGCAGCGCACACACACUAACGUCUCUCUCACGCAAACGCCUCUCUGCUCUGCCACACCACACCACACCACACCACACCACUUCGCGUCAGAGGCCCACACCCACCCGCACUCGUGCACAUGCAGACAGACAGACAGACAGACAGCCAUCCGCCACUCAUCGGUGAGUGAGUGACACACGAGCAUCCCUCCCCUCUCGCCCUCAGCCACUGCCUGUCUGUGACAGACAAAAGGCCGCUUGACGACAGACAGUGUCGCACACAGGCAGUCAGGCAGGUAGACGGCUACGAAACGAGUGCAUGUCAUCAAGUACCACGAUCAGUCAGUCCGCCCCACUCCCACAAGAUGAUCGAUCGGGCUCACUGCCACAAACACAGCCGGAACGCCCACACCACACGACACGACACGACACGACACGACACAAGGAAAAUUGGCUGCUGCUACUGCUGCUGGGCGGCGAGUUGCUGCUUGGCGGCAUCCAGCUCUUCCUGCAGCUGCUUGUUCUUGGCCCGCAGCUGAUCGUUCUCGGCCUGCAGCUGCUUGUUCUUGGCUUGUUCGGCGGCGAGUUGCUUCUUGGCCGCAUCCAGCUGUUCACGCGCCUGAUCUCUCUCGGCCUGCAGCUCAUCGAAACGGUUGCGUACAUUCUCACACAGCGCUUGGAAGGUCUGUGUGUCGCGCUUGAUCUUGGCCUCCAGCGCAUCGAAAGCGUUCAGCUAUUUCUGUAUCUGAUUGGCCUCGGCAUUCAUCUUGGCCUUCAGCUCAGCUGCAGCUUGGAGAGCUUCUUUCUGUGCAGCGUGUAGGGCCAGGAGAGCUUCUUUCAGUUGUGGGUCCAAGAAUUGGAUCAGCUGGUUGAAUUGUUGUGUGUCGCUGCCCUGGUCCAUCUUCUGGGAGUCGGUGUGAUCGAGGGAGGGAUGGAAGCAGCACCUACACACAGUCACCAGAGACACACAGAGAGGUAAUCGGUUUCUGACAAGCGGGUGCGCAGCAGUGGCCCUGAGGUGCGGAGUGCUGUCCGAGUGCAGGUCAGCUCACUUGAGGCACCGAGGGCGUCAGGAGCGGCUGGAAGGCACAGAACGCGACGAAGCCUGAAGUGACAGGCAGGCAGGCAAAAGCAUUGAUGCGGUGGGAUGGGUGAGUCUCCUGGUCGUCUGUCCUCUUGAAGAUCUGCCUGGCUGCACUCUCACUCCCUGUCCCUCUCACCUUCUGCUUGGUGGGGCGGGCGGCGAGACCACAAAGAUCAAAGCGGCACGAUGACCGACGAAGCAGCAAGUUUGACGUGGCUGCACAGCGCGUCAAGGAUUGGGAUCUGUGUUUCGGCUAUAGCUCGCCGACUGCUCGACGCACCGCAACGCUGAGCAGCGCAGCAGCAACAACACGGACGAUGAGCAUCUGAUCAAGGACAACCACACCAGCCACAGCGACCAACAGAGUCAGCAAUGAUCUCAUCGUCUGUCUGGUCUGGCUGUCAAGGUGUGGAGGGCGAGGCCGUCCGCCGUGCGGUUCGGUGGUCCUUUUGGCGUGCCGCGUGACACGACUGAGCAGCAGCAGGGCCAUGACCAGCAGGCCGACAGCCAAGGCAACCCAAGGCAUUGAGAAGGAGAGACCGGAGACCACCCUGGCUGGCCCCCAUGGAUGCGAUGCGCCUCUGUGGCAUCCGGCGGCUGGUGUGCCAUGCAUUGGAUGCCGUCAGCCCCGACGCUCAGCUCAGCUCAGCUGCACUGCUGCGGGAAGACCUCAGCGACUUUUCUCGUCUCAGCUGGUGGGAGCGAGUCGAAGUGCAAUUCAGAGCCACAGAGGGGAAUGAGCCACGUCGGAGAGGCCAAUGAGAUGCUCCAGGGGCCAUCAGACAGCAGGGGAUGAGCACCAGGUGAGAAGAACACAAGUCAGCACCGACGAAGAAUCUCGUGACUGCUUCGGUUUUGGUUGUGUCUGGCAGGCCCUGGCCUGUCGAGGGAAUGACUGCAGCAGAAUGCUCAUUGAGGUGAAUCACCGAG
Molecule: messenger RNA, 2036 nt
Organism: Vitrella brassicaformis
Lineage: Eukaryota; Vitrellaceae
Source: the annotation of a GenBank genome assembly